AUGGUGGCAGCCAUCACCUCAUGGUGGUGGUGGGGUUUUUCAUGGCUUUUCCGGUCUAACAUCGCCUCUACAACAUCAUGCCACCACACACACCGGCGGGCGGUGGUCGAGGAUGAUAGAAGCGAAAAUGGCAGCAUCUCUUCAGUCUCUCGUUCCCCCGUCAAGCAACAACUACACACGCGAAUAUUCAAUCCCACGUCCGGGAACGAGCCAACUUCGACAAAAAUAGCAACAUCAACGUCAUCAGGAGGUGAUGGCGGCGGCAGGUCGUGGUUGCAUCAUACACAUCAAAUGACCCAAGAACCAAGCUCUAAACAGCCGACUAGGAGGUUGCUAUCGCCGGAACAAUCUGAAACGGUGGUUCAUGGCCCACCGAUGACCACAGCCGCCAUACAUGGCGUCAACCCAACAAAACAAACGAGAGGGAAAAAGAUAAGAAUCGACUGA
This is a messenger RNA of Lactuca saligna, 447 nucleotides long. Lineage: Eukaryota; Viridiplantae; Streptophyta; Magnoliopsida; Asterales; Asteraceae. The record is from the annotation of a GenBank genome assembly.